Messenger RNA from Drosophila miranda, 3737 nucleotides. RefSeq lists its product as uncharacterized. Gene Ontology annotation, molecular function: RNA polymerase II cis-regulatory region sequence-specific DNA binding; protein dimerization activity; DNA-binding transcription factor activity, RNA polymerase II-specific. The record is from RefSeq and is a predicted model, not a curated record. The coding region runs from base 841 to 2718 and encodes 625 amino acids. Gene Ontology annotation, biological process: regulation of transcription by RNA polymerase II. The transcript has 3 exons. Gene Ontology annotation, cellular component: nucleus. Lineage: Eukaryota; Metazoa; Arthropoda; Insecta; Diptera; Drosophilidae.
ACACGUUCAAAACAAAAAAUUUUUCAACACGUCGGACGGGUGAUGCGCGCGCAAAGUGGUGGGGAAUUUUUAAUGAAACUCGUGAACACAUAAUUGCCGCAAACAGGGAAACAGCGGGAAUAAAGUGUCGAAAUUUUAGCCGAAUACAGAAAAUUCGGUUGAAAGAAUACGAUAUACAAUAAUAUAUAUGUGCAACAUCCCUUGCUUUUGGUCGCGGGGAGCAAAACAACAACAGUACUUUGGCGCUUAACGUACAGUUCAACCAUUGUUACUAGUAUAGUGCGCGCGCGUGUGUAUUAGUGAAUACCAAAGUGCUGUAGCAAAAUAAAAAACAGCUGCGAAUUACACCAGAGAUUAAGAAAAAAAAGAAAACAUCUCACUCUAAACCGCCCAGGAUCGGUAGCAAACCCGAUAAAAUCUAUUUCGGCGCUUUCGUGUGUUAAGAGUUUUGUUGAGAGAGUGUAUGUCCGUGUUUGUGUGUAUGAGAGGCCAAACAGUUUGCCGCUAAAUACGAAAAAAGCAGCUGAAGGCAGCCAAAGACCAGCUGACACAACGAUCGAUAGCGGUACGUGUGUGUGUGUUGUGUGUAGAGUGGAAAGAGUAGAAGCGAUAAGAGUGCAAACAGUACAGCAACAAAUUGUGGCAUAAAGAGUGAAACAGCAACAAAUAAGGAAAAGAGAGUAGCAGAAAGAGUAGAGCUGAAACAAAGUAAAUGCAACAAAAUAGCAACAAUAGAAACACGUGUUUCACCAGUGGCUAAGAGAAUUAUUAGGAGGAAAACGAGAACGACAAUUACUGUGCGAUUUGCGUCGCCCACAAUAAGCCAAUACACGAUCAAACAUGUCUGGAGUACCGGUCGCCAUCAAAACGGAGGAAGUCAUACUAGAAAACGCCGAAUACAACAGCGCAGAGGAAUUGGAUGAGGAAUUACAAUUACAAUUAGAGGAUUCGGGCGGCGAGAACACCUAUCAUAUUUACACCUCAGAGACGGAGCAUCAGACUAUAGGCUCGCAGCGACGCCAAUCGAAUAUGAGCGGCACAAACACAUCCAAGGGGGGAGGAGGCGGCUCUGGUGGGGGGGCCCUCAGUGACGGCGAUGGGAAGCCCGUGGCGGACAGCGAGAAGAGGAUUCGGCGGGAGAUAGCCAACAGCAAUGAGAGGCGACGCAUGCAGAGCAUCAAUGCUGGCUUCCAGAGUCUGCGCUCCCUGCUGCCCCGCCACGAGGGCGAAAAGUUGAGCAAGGCUGCCAUCCUACAACAGACCUUCCAAUACAUUGUCGAUCUGGAGAACGGAAAGACACAGCUCCUCACACAGAACAGCGAACUGAAGCGACAGGUGGGCGAGCAUGAGGCAGGCGGCGGUUCGGGCGAGAGCGGCGGCAGUGCUGCGAGCGGCGGCAACUACGAAUCCAGCAGCAACAUAACGGCGGUGGCCAUCAAGAAGCGCAAGCUCACGGAUAACGUCAUCAGCAUUCAAGCCAUUAGCGACAGCUCGGACGAAGGCCUCGGCUCCAUGUCCCCAGAGCCGAUGACAUUGCUGUCGGCGGGCGGAGCGGCGGUCACCACCAAAUUGAACAACGCCAGCAUUAUUGCGGCCAAGGAACUGCUCGAUAUGAAGAAACAGCUGGAGAAGGAGCGUAGCCUGCGCCGACUGCUGGAGGAUGAGCUGCAGAUGAUCAAGCGACAGCUGUACAGCGUGGCCACGGCACCACCGGGCACAGCGGUGGCGGCGGUCAGCGGAGGAAACGUCGGCGGCACCUACAUUCCACGUGAGGUCAUCGAGCAUACGGACAACUUUGUCCGCAGCGAGGAUCUUGAAGAGCUGGGCGGCACCGUCUCGUAUGUGGAGAUCGAUGAGAUGACAGGACAACAGCAGGUGGUGGUGUGCUCCAGCAUUGAGGAGCUGGAGGCGGACGCCGCUGCCGAGAUCAUCACAGAGGAUCAGGUGCACGAGGAGGUCAUACUGUCGUCCAAUAGCUCCACGGAGUCCGAGAACGAGGUGAACGUGAAUGCCAUUGCCAAAGCCUAUGCCGACGGAUGUUCGCCCAGUGCGGCCAUGCUGCAGCCGAUCCUACAGGCGGCCAUCAAGGCCACGCCCAAGGUGGAGGUGGAGCGCAUCCACGAGAAGAUCGUCAAGGUGAAGACGGAAAAGCUCGACCAGCCGGUGCCGACGGUGCACUACCGCCAGAAUCUGGAGACUAUUGUUGAGGCCAUCCGACACCUGGAGGGCGAUCAUCUCUUCUCCGACGGCAACAACGGCUCGGAGCACAAGCAGUACAGCCAGCAGCAUCACCACCAGAUCGUGACCACCAGCACGCAUCACUCGGGCGUUGUGGGGGUCAACCAUCAGCAGCAUCAUCAUCAUCAUCACAGGCUGGCCCAGGAUGCGCCACUCGCCCUCACCACCGGCAAACAGCAUGCGGCGCUGGCGGAGCUGCGGCCCUUUCUUCAGAUCAAGGGCAACAACAAGGUCAUCAUUACGGCCAAGACGGCCAAGGAUGGAGGCGGUAUGAUCACCUCCGGUAGCAGCGUGACACCCACCGCCAUCUUCAAGGUGCAGAGCAGCGGAAGUGCGGGGAUGGGCCUCAGCCACCAAGGAGCUGCCACAAUUGUCACCGGCAGCAGUGGCAGCGGCACGCCCCAGCAGCUGACGAUUACCACGGCCCUGAAGCAGUGUCGCCCGGGAGUGAUUGUGGCCAAGCAGCUGCCAUCAUCCUGAUUGCCCAAUGACGCGACCAAGACCAGCGCCCGAUCAGGACCAGCACGAGCUAGUAUUAAAGGCGCUCGAACGGUGGCUUCCACAACAACAGCAACAGCAGCAUCAGCAGCAGCAGCAGCAGCAGCAACAACUAAUUUCAACAAGCAGAGACAUGCAGUAACAGUCGUCGGUAGGCCUCUUCCACGUAACGGUAGUAACAGUAACAGUAACGGUAAUCUAAGCGCUAACGGUAACAGAAAUGCAAAUGCUAGGCCGCUGAAAGACCCUCUACGUAACAGAGGAGGAGGAGGAGGCACCACCACAGGCAGAAAACACAUGUAAAAAAUUAGUAAAUAAAACAAAACGAAAAACUGGAAACGGAAAAAACUACAACUGAAACAAUUUUUGUAUUUUUGGAUUUUCAAAAUAUUCUUUUCUUCAAAACAAAAAAAAACAAAACUUUCCAUAAAACAAAAGCGAAAACAAAGCCACAGUAAUUAAUCGGAAAAAUUAGGAAGAAUACAAGCCCAUUGUUAACUUAAGAUAAGGAUAAGAAGAAAAAGAAGAAAGAGAACGAGGAGCAGAUAACGGCUAAAACAGAAAGGAAGAAUAUUAAUUUACAAAACAAAAACAGAAGCAACAAAACAGAAUAACGAAACAAACAAAAGUACAAAACAAACAACAACAAAAAUAGACAUACAAAUUAUUGAAUGUUUUUUUUUAUUAUUUAUUAAUAGAAAAGAGAAACUCAAAAACACAGGAGAAACAAUAAAUAGCAAAAAGAGAAAGGAGGAGGAACGAAGAAAAGGAUAUAAAGAAAGUUUUGAGAGAGAGAAAACAAAAGCAAAAAUUGUAAAAUCAUCCAAUGGGGAAAAAAAACUAAGUAAAAAACCACAUUAAAAAAUAACAUAAAGUAUAUAAUAUACAUGCAUACUAUAUAUCGAUAAGGUGUAUGUAUAUAGGAUAACCGUAUAUAUAUAAAUAUAUUUAUAACACAUGCUUAACAACAGUGUUGAACUCUAUAAAAACCAUCGCAUUAA